AUGUUGGACGAGGAGGAAGAGGAAGAUGAAGUGGUGGACAAGGAAGACAUUCAGAACAACGACGAGGAUGAGCUGACUAAUAAUUAUGAGUUCAAAUCUUCUCCAAAUGAGAUUUCAAAUUCAUCGGUCUCAUCCAUUCUGACGGAUUCCUGCAGCCUGAUUGAUAACGUUGUGUCGAUGGAUUCGAUUUUUAGCUUGGGUGAAUCGGUUGGUAACGUCUACGACGUGUUGGAAGAUGUGAGUCGACCUGAAGUUGAGGACUUCACCCUUGAGAUUCCUUUGGAAUCCGACAUGGAGUUCUGGAACUUGCUUGAUGGGCUAACGGAACCUAACGGCAACAAUGGUGAAAAUGUAGCUAGUUUGUGUGAUGACCAGCUGGGAGUUCAAGUGGUUGACGAUGGCGAGGAUGAUGAUGACAAGCAAAAGUGGUUGCGUUACUUGGAAACCGAAUUGGGGCUGGAGGAAAUCAACAACAAUACUACAAACCAAGAAGACAACUCUACAAUUCCCCAAGUGCUAGAAGAGGGAAACAUGGAGUUUCUAUAUGAUGAUGAAUCACUCCCUUCACAUGAAAGUAAAGCACAAUUUGAAGAGAAUCCAACAAGUCCAAACCAGCCGCAUACUCAAGAUAUAUAA
Messenger RNA from Linum trigynum, 636 nucleotides. NCBI's taxonomy places the organism in Eukaryota, Viridiplantae, Streptophyta, Magnoliopsida, Malpighiales, Linaceae. The record is from the annotation of a GenBank genome assembly.